Molecule: messenger RNA, 1642 nt
Organism: Rhagoletis pomonella (apple maggot)
Lineage: Eukaryota; Metazoa; Arthropoda; Insecta; Diptera; Tephritidae
Gene: Pus10
Product: putative tRNA pseudouridine synthase Pus10
Exons: 3
Coding region: 106-1575 (489 amino acids)
Biological process (GO): tRNA pseudouridine synthesis
Molecular function (GO): pseudouridine synthase activity; RNA binding
Source: RefSeq, a predicted model, not a curated record
GUCGGCAAUGCAGUUUGCGUCACCAUGCUUGCUCAAUUCAGACUGAAAAAGAAAUUGGGCGGUUUACCAUUUACCUAAUGAUAUUUUAAUUUAUUUAAAUUAAAAAUGAAGAACCAGGAUUUAGUUAACUAUCUCAGGGAGUGUGGCGUGUGCUUAUUCUGUCAAUUACGUUAUCUCAAAGCUCGCGGUAAUGAAUAUCAGAAUCGAAGGCAGUAUUUGGAGAAGGUUAAUGUUGAAUAUAAAGAUGAAACAGAAAGCAGUUCUGACCCGGCACAUAAAAAGAAACGGCAGAAUGUUUGCCCAACUUGUCUGGAUCUAUUUUCAAAAAGAUUCAAGGACCAACUCGUUCAGGCUAUAUUGGAUACAGAUAUUGCAAAAUACGAGUGCGAUGGCAUUGUGGUUGCCAUUAGUAUACCGAUAGUGCUCCAGUUACGGCAAUUGUCCAUGUGGUAUGCGCUUUUAGAUAAAUUUGAAAAAAAUUUUCACCAGGAUCGGGCACCUGAUGUUUCCUUGAAGGAAGCUAUUAAGCUUAUUUUGCAUCCAACGAUUUGUGAAAAUCUUAAAAAAAAAUACGAUAUUGAUAAUGGUCUCAUGAUAAAUAUAAAUUUAUGCCAUGAACUGGAAAAUGAAGAAAUCGCUCGAUUGGAGAAACUCAACAACGUGGCGUAUCCGCCAAAAACGGGCCAUAAGUUGGAACCUAUCUCACGAUCUUUGAUUGAGAAAAAAUAUACACCUUUGAGAGUUAGUUCAGAACUGUUCAAAAAAACAUUUUCUGUACCACCCUCAAUACCAAAUGAAAGUCUGAAAUUGGAUUCCAUUUCUCUUGUUGGUCCUACAGCAUAUGUAGCUGGGCGAUAUAGAAAAGUGUCCCGGAAGCUGUCACAUACACCAUGGGUAUUAAAUGGUAAAAGAGUCAUGGACGACAGUAUAGAGGAGAUAAUUAUACGUUAUAUUGCUACGUACUUUUGCGAGGAUCGGACAAAAAUUAAUUUUAUGUCAAGUGGGAGAGAGGAUGUAGAUGUAAGAUGCCUUGGCACAGGUCGACCAUUUGUACUGGAGAUAUCAAACGCUUUCCGAACAUCCUUGCCCCCCGAACAAGCACGUCAAAUGGAAGAAUACAUCGAUGCGUCACAGAAAGUGUCGGUACGCAAUCUUCAGGUGGUUUCGCGGGAUGAUUUAUCGCACAUUAAAAUGGGGGAGGAACAAAAACGAAAAUGUUAUCGUGCACUCUGUCAGCUGGAUGGUUUUGCUACCGCAGAUAUUUUAGAAAAGCUAAAUUUGCCGAAGGGAUUCGAAAUUCAACAAAAGACGCCUAUAAGGGUUUUACAUCGUCGACCUCUACAUACACGUCCCCGAGCUGUAUACAGUCUUAAAGCAUCAGUUUAUGCACAAAAUAAACGCUUACUAAUACUUGACGUCGUUACACAAGCAGGAACGUAUAUAAAAGAGCUGGUUCAUGGGGAGUUCGGACGCACAACUCCAUCUGUGUCAUCAUUGAUUGGCCAGCCUGUUGACAUUGUGGCACUUGACGUAAUGGAAAUAGAUUUAGAUUGGCCCCCAGCAGUCACUUUUUAGCCUAUGGCUUAUAUACACUUAUUUAAUCAAUAUUAUAUUCUUUUAUAAAAAGAAAACAUUCACAGUA